AUGGCCACCAACACCAACACCCCAAAUGCACCGCCCUCCGCGACACCAGCAACAACCACAACGGCAACGUCGCACGAGCAUGCCUACCAAUCUCAAUCUCAAUAUCAGUCCACCGACCCAACGACCUCCCCCUCCGCCAGCGCGUCGCAGAAACUCGCGGGGGACGUGAAAGGCGCGGCGGCGGGCGUGGGAGGCGGCAUUCAAGCGGCGACGGGGACGGUAUUGCGGAAUGAUGCUCUCGCGGAACGUGGAUUCGAGAAGAUGAGCCAUGAGGACGCGAGGCUCGCGGCCAAGAAGGGAGAGGUGCCUGUUGGUGCCGAGAGGAGGAGUCGAGUCGAAGGGCUUGGGAGUCAGGCUGUGGGUGAUAGUAAUGGUGGUGGAGGUGGCGGUGGAGACAGGCAAUUGUAG
Molecule: messenger RNA, 408 nt
Organism: Exophiala bonariae
Lineage: Eukaryota; Fungi; Ascomycota; Eurotiomycetes; Chaetothyriales; Herpotrichiellaceae
Exons: 1
Coding region: 1-408 (135 amino acids)
Source: RefSeq, a predicted model, not a curated record